Messenger RNA from Scatophagus argus, 2039 nucleotides. RefSeq names its product peter pan homolog (gene ppan). Lineage: Eukaryota; Metazoa; Chordata; Actinopteri; Scatophagidae. Gene Ontology annotation, cellular component: preribosome, large subunit precursor. The transcript has 12 exons. The record is from RefSeq and is a predicted model, not a curated record. The coding region runs from base 214 to 1779 and encodes 521 amino acids. Gene Ontology annotation, biological process: ribosomal large subunit assembly; rRNA processing. Gene Ontology annotation, molecular function: rRNA binding.
UGAACAACACGGAUACAUUAUAGUGUGAGACACUGUUGUAGAGCCAUGUGGAAGGCGUCGUGUUGACUUCGUAGAUGAAUUGCUUAAACUGUUGUAGAUUCAAUUUUACGCCCAUAAUGAGCGGAUUUUUUUUACUGACUGUGUAAAUCUAGUGUAGCAACAACUAAUAAUACUUUGUUAACUAAAGCCACCUCCUCUACAGCUCGCUGAGUAAUGGGGAAAUCAAAGACCAAGAACCAGAAAAAAUCCCGAACAACAGCCAACCAUGUGGCCGAAGAGGCUUAUGGAUCUGUUCCCCACUCCUUCGUGUUUCACCGGGGUCAGGUUGGAAAAAACGUGGGUCAGCUCAUCCUGGACGUGCGGAGAGUCAUGGAGCCGUACACUGCAGAGUCUCUGAAGAUUAGGAAAAAAAAUGUCCUGAAAGACUUUGUGGCUAUCGCAGGACCACUGGGAGUGACGCACUUCAUGAUCUUCAGCAAGACUCCCAGCUGUAUCAACAUGAGACUUGCUCGACUUCCCAAAGGACCCAUGCUUCAUUUCAGAGUGCUCAAGUACUCCCUUAUCAAAGACGUGGUCUCAUCUCUGAAGAAGCACAGGAUGCACGAGCAGCAGUUCACACACCAUCCACUCCUCAUCCUCAACAACUUUGGAUCUGAUGGCAUGCAUGUCAAACUCAUGGCCACCAUGUUUCAAAACAUGUUUCCUUCCAUUAAUGUACACAAGGUUCACCUCAACAAUAUCAAGCGGUGUGUGUUGCUGAAUUACAACCCAGAGUCACAGGAAAUUGAAUUCCGACAUUACAGCCUGAAGGUUGUCCCCGUGGGCAUGAGCCGCGGAGUCAAGAAGCUGAUGCAGGAGAGAUUCCCCAACAUGAGCAAGUUCGAGGACAUCAGUGAGCUGCUGAUGAAGGGGGCGAACCUUUCAGAGAGUGAAGCGGAGCAAGAUGGCGACCACAACAUAACUGAACUGCCACAGGCCUACUCCGGCCGAGGCAACAUGGCGUCCCAACAGAGUGCUGUCCGUCUGACUGAGAUUGGUCCUCGCAUGACUCUGCAGCUGAUGAAGAUACAGGAGGGCAUGGGAGAGGGGAAUGUCCUUUAUCACUCCAUUAUCUCCAAGACGGAGGAAGAGAUACAGGAGAUCCUGAACAGGAAGGAGGCCCAGCUAAAAGAAAAAGAGGAUCGCCGGAAAAAGCAGGAGCAGAAUGUUGCUCUGAAGAAAGAGAAACAAGAGGAGAACAAGAAAAGGAGCCUUGAAGGCAUAAAAAGGAAACAUGCUGAAGCUGAAGAAGACAGUGAGGUGGAGGAUCCUGGCAUGCAGAACGAUCAGGCAGCUGCUGUUGAAUCUGAUGAUGAGGUUGAGUACUACAGACAGGCUGUAGGAGAGGAUCCAGAUGAAGACAUGUUUCCUAGUGCCAAGAAGAGGAAGCUGUCACCUGGUAAACCUCAGAGAAAAGGCAGAGAUGUCAAAUCACCAAAGAGAAACAGUCCAGCUGGACGGCAGCACAGAGACAAAAUGGGAAAAGGCUGGAAGAAAUCCAGAGAUGGGGAGAAACAGUUUGGAAAGAAAAUAAAGCCUGGAGGAAAGACAUUCAGAGCAAAGAAGGCUGGUGAUAGGGAUAAUAAAUUUGAUGGCAAGAAGAAAUUUCAAGGGAACAAAACAUUUGGUGGGAAGAAAGACAAGGACAAAUCAUUCAGAUCUAAAGGUCAAAAAGCCAAGCAGGGCUUUAAGAAGAAAGGAGCAAAGCAAGGCUUUAAGCAGAGGAAGGGACCAGGCUGAACCUUAACUCUUCUUUCUGGACUUGGACAUUAAAUGUGUUGUUAUGUUAUGAGCAGAAGAUGGCAGCCACUUGCCGUCAGUGCUUCAGCCAGUGGAGCUUAUGAAGGCUUCAGGAGGGAGUGAUGGCUGCUUGUGAGACUGUUAGUUGCUGAAAAUCAGCAGUGGGACACAAAAGAAAACAAAAGUGCUAUAUUUUAACACUGUGUGACUUAAAAUUGAUUAUUUACUUGUUCAAUAAAUUGUUAAAAAAAAAAUUAUCU